Rotaria sp. Silwood2 is the source of this 678-nucleotide messenger RNA. NCBI's taxonomy places the organism in Eukaryota, Metazoa, Rotifera, Eurotatoria, Philodinida, Philodinidae. The record is from the annotation of a GenBank genome assembly.
AUGAUUCGUCCAAUGCAACUCUACUGUUGCUUAAUACUUGGUAUUUUAAUUAUUAAAUCUGAUCAAACUCCGAUACUGCCACCAAACACAAUCCAAAUUCCUCUAAAGUCAAUCUAUAACAGUUUGGUGCAAUCUCAAAAUUAUUAUACGAAAAUACAGGUUCCUCGAUUUUACACAAUUCAAGGUGCAUCGAGCACAUUUGUUAAAGUACCUGGCCUUACGAUACCAUUCUAUCAUACAGAAUCACUGUUGUAUAAAGUUCGACUUGAAGGCAAACUUUACUCGCCUCAUUCAAAAGGAGUUUGGCUAUAUGCACGUUUGAUGAUUGAUGACCAUCUGCUGUAUGUAAACAAACUUAUGCCGAAUACAGCCAAUCGAUAUAAAUUCGAUAAUCUAUGUGGAUCCCUCGAUUGUUUAGAGUAUCUUGGUGGUUUUUACUGGCAUGUAAAUUCGGCAACAGUGGCAACAGUUGUAUUCAGUGAUAUCAUUUAUUUAGGUUCUGGUUUACAUGUGUUUGAUGUUGGCGUUCGAGGUGGCCCUGAUUCUACUCCUAGCGCCGGUACCUAUCCCAUAUAUAUCAAUACUUGGGUUUUAACCAUGGAAGUUAUUCAAUUCGAUCGACAAGCAACCAUUGGAAUGACACCAAUGAAUGUUAGCAUGAGCAGCUUCGAUAGGUAA